CCUCACAUCUCCGGAUGGAUCCAGUAACAGAAAUCCCCCAGAGAGAUGUCCCCGUCCUCUGUAUUCCCGGGACUCCACACAGGAACGUCAGGAGAUCCCUCAGGAGGAUCAGGGUGAACAUCUGAUUGCCAUAAAAGUUGAAGUUGGCGAAGAAGCAGAAGAUCCGUAUGUGAUGGAUGACGAGACGUGUAAGGAGGAGGAAAUCCCUCCAGAGAUCGGCACGGGUGGUUCAAACGACAGCAUGGAAAAAAGUCCCGUCAUGUUUCCAGGUGGGGAAGUAGGAGACGAUUACCUCACCUCAGAUUUUCCAGAAGAAAACCCCAUUACUCGGAAUCUCCUUUCGGAACAUGGAGAACUGUCAUCUUAUCCAUGGAACGAGACCCAGUUUUCCGAUGACCCUCAUUCUGUGAUCCAUGCCACGUGUCCUACAGGAGCUGAAAUGUUUCCUCAUUUUGUUCAUAGCGAAUAUUAUACCGCCAGUGAACAUUUCAUUGAGCAGAGACCUCACAGGACAGAGAAGACCUACCUGUGUCCCGAAUGUGGGAAAUGUUUUAUUAAAAAAUAUCUUCUCCAUCAUCAUCAUCAGACCAGCCAUGCUUCUUCUGAACCAGGGAAAAGUCUGAAACAGAAACCAGCUGCUCUGCGACCUAAAAGACUUCACGCCAGGGCAAAACCGUUCUCGUGUUCCGAGUGCGGGAAGAGCUUUUCUCAGAGAGGCCACCUCAGUUCCCACAAGACGACUCACACGGGAGAGAAACCGUUUUGCUGCUCGGAAUGCGGCAAAUGUUUUUCCCAGAAGUCGUCUCUGCUUACGCAUGAAAAGCUUCACACCGGGGUGAAGCCGCAUUCGUGCUCGGAAUGUGGAAAGUCUUUUAUCCGGAGGUCGGUCCUCAGUUUGCACGAAAGGGUUCACACGGGGGAGAAGCCGUAUCCGUGUUCGGAAUGCGGGAGGCGGUUCUCUCAGAGGACUCAUCUUAUCGUUCACAAAAGAACUCACACUGGGGAGAAGCCGUAUUCCUGUUCUGGAUGUGGCAAGUGUUUCUCCCGGAAAACCUACCUGGACAAACAUCACCAAUCUCUCGGGAAAUGCUUUAAUAACCAGUCAAGUUUUUUUCUUCAGGAGAGAUCCUGCCCCACCAAGGAGGCGUUUUCUUGUGACGGAUUUGGGGACUCUUUUCAGUGGGGAACGUCUUAACUCUGUUGUUAGGGGGCACAUGGUUUCUAUGACUAAGCCCCGGUGGAUGGGGAGAAACACGUUGGAAGGGGCAUGGCCUGUGAAGGAGAGCUGCCAUUUUAUGCAGCUAUCCACAUUGUGGUCAGGUCGGGGUUGCGUCUUCCUAGUAUAUCAUCCAUCUGUCACUGGAGGAUAAGUGAACACAUACGCCAGCACGCUAUCUCUGAGGACCAGAAAAAAAAAAAAUGAAUAAAAAAUAUAUGUUUGUUU
Messenger RNA from Rana temporaria (common frog), 1444 nucleotides. Its product is annotated as gastrula zinc finger protein xLCGF3.1-like. Lineage: Eukaryota; Metazoa; Chordata; Amphibia; Anura; Ranidae. The record is from RefSeq and is a predicted model, not a curated record. Bases 173 to 1195 code for a protein of 340 amino acids. The transcript is spliced from 4 exons.